UGCGUGCUGUCGACAGAGGUGUCGGAGUUUGUUACGUGUAAAGACUACUUGAAAAAACGCAAAAACACAUUGAAAAUAUCAGAAACAAUUAAUAAAUAGCACAAAUAUCCAGCAAUAAGAAGUGCGCGCACGCAAAAGAACUCGCCGCAAAGAAUAAGGAAAAAGCCAAAAUAGUGAACUGAAAAAAGUGCAAGUGUAAUAAUCAAUCAACAAUAAUUAAAUGAAACAAUUUAUGCAAAAAGGCAAAGAAAAAAACGAUUACAAUUAAGAUAAGCACCUUAUAAUCUAGCCCAUAUUAAAUUAUACAUAUAUAAGCUCUUUAUAAACAGUAGAAAUUUUAAAACUACGUCGCGUUUACAAACUGCAACUAAAAUUGACAAUAACGUUGUUGUUGGCAUGUUAAGUGUGAUCGAUGCCGGUGCGGUUAAGUGUCGUCUAUGGCCGAAUCCGUUAAAAGUCAAUCGCUCUCUGCAUUGACGGAGGGGCAGCGCGACGGUAGUAUAAUAACAACAACAACCCAUAUAUCACAGCCACAACAGCAAUUACGCAAUCGCAACAACAAUAAUAACAAGACCAACAAAAACAACAGCCAUAAGAAGAAACGUGUAACAUCAACCAAAUCUACAACAACAACAGCCAAAUCUACAACAACAACCAAAUCCAAAAUAGUAACUGCUGUUGGCUCCUCCGUCAUCGUCACAGAUUCAGCGUCAAAGACAACAUCAUACAAAUCUACAACAACAACCAAACCCACAAUAGUAACUGCUCCUGUUAGCCCCGUCAUCGUCGCAGAUUCAGCGUCAAAGACAACAACAACAACAACAACAACAACGAAUCGAUCGCGUAGUCAAGGACGCAAUUUUUCUGCUUCUUCCAAGGAUACAGCAUCAGCCACACAAAUACUGACACGCACCUCAAAGUGCCGUAUAACAACAUCACGUUCUCCCGUCCCGUCGCCGGCUACACCAAACUCUACUGAUUCGUCUACAUCCUCAGCUGGUGCUCGAAAACGUCAGCAUCACAGGAAUACAACUAACAACAACAAUAAUAAUAAUCGUAGCAAUACACAAUCUGCGCCCGGUGGUGAUCAGCUUGCGGAGCAUAACUCGCCGCUAAAGAAACGCCGCCUGCAGCAGACAUUGGGAGGAGGAGCAGCCGCUGCAGUAGCUGUUGGUAACGAGGCAGAAACUGUAGCUGUGCAACAGGCCACAGCUGAGAUUGCUACCGAUUGCUCUUUUGUGGCACACACACCCACCAACACAUCAGCGGCCUCGUCGGGUGGCGAUUGUGUAGCUCAACGCACACGCUCAAAAACCGUCUCGCCGGAGGAGCUGCCAAGCACAAGCAGUGCAGCAGCCGCUGCAAAUAGAAAGCGUCAGCAACAACAAACAGUUAAUUACUGUAAUAGUCAAAGUAAGCGCAAGACCUGCAACAACAUCGGUAUUGUAGCAUCGGCAACAGCGUCGACCACACCACAACGCGGCGGCGUUGCAGCUGGACCAGUGAGCGGUGCCCGUGGACGCAGCAGUAAUCUGUUAAACUAUUAUCGGAAGACGCGCAAGGUCAGUCACACGCGUUCCGCCUCCUCCUCCUCCAAGCGGACGGUACAGGACGAGCUACCACUGCAGCAACAAUCCCCGCGCAAGGGCAAAGGCGGCAGCGGAGCAGCAGCAGCUUCAUCUGAUAAGCGGACAUCAGCACAGUCUAGGCAAAGCAACAACAACGUUGCCGCCUUAUCGGUCGUAGGCGCCAAAGCCAAUCUCAACGUCAAGAGCAGCGUCAGCAGCGAGAGUAGCUCGCGUUUGCAGGCAACCACCUCAGCGGUUAUUGCAGUCGCUGCGGCCAUAGACGCCGCUGCAGCCGCCACCGCCUGUGGCUCCAUAGCCUCGACGGUCGAAUCGGCCCCCAAAAGCUUUGAUAAAUAUAAUACCAGCAAGUAUACAAAAUAUCGCAAGAGUCUGCGCAAUUUUCAACAGCAGCAUAUCUUGGCCAGCUCGAGCGCCAACAGCGUCAAUAAUACCAAUAUCGUAGCCGUUAGUGAAACUGACGACGACGACGAGUAUAGCGAAUUAGAGGUUGAGCAGACGGCCCAACAACAGGGCCAAAUUUUAGUGGCUGUCUCGACGAACGGCCAAGAGGCGGACACGGAAAGUGGUGAUAUCGUCGCAACCGCAUUUGACGUUGCCACCUCGGAAGCAGCCACGUCGGAGGGAGAGGGCGAGGACGAAGAAGUUGGUUUUUACGAAAUUGUUAACUCAUCGUCCUACGAAGAGGACGCACAAAUCGUUGCCGAAGAGGACGAAUUGAGUGAGGACGAGGACGUGGACGAAGAGGAAGACGACGACGAACUCGAAGAGGACGAGGAUAUCGAAGAGGAGGACCUCUCAGACGGCGAAUUUGCUGAGCAGUUGAUUGGCGAACUUGGUGGCCCACAACAACCACCAACAACUACCACAAUAGAACAAAAACAACCACACGCUAGUCGCAGUCGCCAAAGACGACCAUAUAAACUCACGCCACGCAACGUAAAUCAAACUGAAACGCAGCUCAGUGGAAACAACAACAACAACCACCAGCAGGAGCACCAGCAGCACCACCGCGAUCAGAAAGUGACCUUGUCAAGGGAUUGUGCAAUACAAACAGCUACGACGUCCGGCUAUCAGCGUGCCCCUGGCCAGGGGGCACGUGCAACACGUAGCAGCAGCAACGCAACUAACGCUGCUGCCGCGAACGGUGGCAACGAUUACAACAAUAGUGUGGCAGCGCCCACAACAGCGUUGCACAUGCCGCCAGCAUUACCGCCAUAUACAUUAGCGCAUUAUCCGCAAACAGCGCCACCGCCGCCACAACCUCCGCCGCCGCCGUUACAUCCACAAUUCGCUACGCACUUACUGCAAACGUCUUCCUUUGUGGCGCCUACACCGCCCACGGCACAGCAGCAACAGCAACCCUAUCAGGCCUACUUCAGUACACAGCAGCAACAGCAACAACAUCAUCAUCAUCACCAGCAUCAGCAGCAGCAACAAACACUGCCACAGCAGCCGCCGCAUUAUUAUCAUAAUUCGGCAACUGCUGUAGCUGUGCUUAAUUUGAAUCAUCAGCAACAACAACCACAGCCACACCAUCAUCAUCACUAUACAUCCACAGGCCCAUCAGCAACAACAGCAGCCACACGUGUAGCCGCAGCAACAGCAGCUGCUCCACCACAGCAACAAACGGCAGCAAUUGCCGGUGGUCCGCCGCUUAUUUAUACGCCACAGUUGGCACGAUAUACUGCCACUGCCACCUUUGUGCCACCACCUCUACAGCAGCAGCAACAACAAUCACAGCAACAGGCCUAUCCACAACAGCAGCAGCCGCAACAGCCACAACAACAUUCUUCAUUGCGCCGCAGCUCACGCGGCAAAACGGGUUCUUGUGUGAGUUCAGCAGCAGCCGCACAGCAGCAGCAGCAGCAUCAACAACACCCACAUCUGCAACAACACCCACAAUUGGGUAGCGGUGCAGCAGCAGCAGCAACAGCAGCUGUUGUAGUUGCGCCUAGCAACGCCGCCGCCGCUGCUGCUGCUGCACAACAACAACAGCAACUGCAAGCAUUGCCGCCGCCCACCAGUUAUCAAUAUCAACAGUUGGGCGGCAACACUGUUGUAGUUGCCGUGCGGCAUCAGCAACAACAACAGCAACAGGCGCUGCAACAUCAACAACAACAACAACAACAACAACAGCAGCAGCAACAGUUGCAUCAUCAACAGGCGCUGCAGCAUCAACAACAACAACAACAACGCGCCACAAUUGUUCAGCCUGGUUUUCUGUUUAGCUACCGCAGCAAUCAUUUGCAGCAGCAGCAUCAACAACAACAACCACAGCAGCAGCAACCACAGUUGAACACCAGUGUUGCCAAAGCGACAACAAAUAGCAGUGCAGCUUCGGAUGCUUUAACAUAUAGUUUGAUGGCACAACAACCGCCAAAUGGACCGCCGCAUACUGGUGGACAGCAAGGGACGACAGGUCCGAACUCGACUAAUCUGAGCAUCGUAGCUGCCGCACUGAGCGCCGCUCGUGAUACGGGAGCCUCCGCCAGUAGCAGCGGUGGCGGCGCUGGUGGUGGUGGCAAUAUCGCUGCGGGAAUUGGAGGAGGCGGUGCCAACAGCUCGACGGGUACGGGCGCAGGCACGGCAGCAGGCACAGGCAGCGUCACCACCACAGCAACCACCGGGAACAGUAACAGCAGUAACAGUGGGAACCACCAGCAAGCAACAACACAGGCCCCACCGCCAACACAACAUGGCGACUCCGAGAGUGAUGACAGCGAAGUGGGUCGUCUGCAGGCGCUUCUGGAGGCGCGUGGACUGCCCCCUCAUCUUUUUGGUGCCCUCGGGCCGCGCAUGACACACAUCUUGCACCGGACGAUUGGCAACAGCAGCUCCUCAAAGGCCAACCAACUGCUGCAGGGCCUGCAGUCGCACGAUGAGUCGCAACAGCUGCAGGCUGCCAUUGAAAUGUGCCAAAUGCUUGUGAUGGGCAACGAGGACACACUCGCCGGAUUUCCAAUUAAGCAGGUGGUGCCGGCGCUCAUCCAACUGCUGCGCAUGGAGCACAACUUUGACAUUAUGAAUAAUGCAUGUCGCGCCCUUGCCUAUAUGCUGGAGGCGUUGCCUCGCUCCUCGGGUACCGUUGUGGAGGCGGUGCCAGUAUUUUUGGAGAAGUUGCAGGUCAUACAAUGCAUGGAUGUGGCAGAGCAGAGUUUGACAGCGUUGGAAAUAUUGUCGCGUCGUCACAACAAAGCCAUUUUGCAAGCGAACGGCAUUUCGGCCUGCCUCACAUAUUUGGAUUUCUUCUCGAUUGUGGCGCAACGUGCCGCAUUGGCCAUCACCGCCAAUUGUUGCCUCAACAUGCAUCCCGAGGAGUUUCAUUUUGUCACGGAAAGCUUACCCGUGCUGGCGCGUUUGCUCUCGCAACAGGAUAAGAAAUGUGUAGAGAGUGUUUGCUCUGCCUUUUGUCGUCUCGUCGAAAGUUUUCAACAUGAUCCCAAGCGUCUGCAGGAAAUUGCGAGUACUGAUCUCUUAAAGAAUUGCCAACAGCUUUUGGUGGUCACACCGGUCAUACUAAAUACUGGAACCUUUACCGCUGUGGUGCGAAUGCUGAGUCUCAUGUGUGGCAACUGUCCGGACUUGGCCAUUUCAUUGCUACGCAACGACAUUGCAUCCACUUUGCUUUAUUUGCUAACCGGGAAUGCAGAGCCGCCCCAAAAUGCGGACGGAGCCACCGCGACCCAUGUGGAGCUUAUCGCCCGCUCCCCUUCCGAAUUAUACGAAUUGACCUGCUUAAUUGGUGAACUAAUGCCGCGUCUGCCUGUCGAUGGCAUCUUCACAGUGGAUGCGCUACUCGAUCGACCUACACUGAACACCCAGGAUCAGGUGCAGUGGCAAUGGCGUGACGAUCGUGGAGCUUGGCAUAAUUAUUCAACGAUCGAUUCGCGCAUGAUUGAGGCAGCCCAUCAGAAUACAGAGGACGAGAUAAGUUUGAGCACCUUGGGACGUACCUACACCGUCGAUUUUCAUGCCAUGCAACAGAUCAACGAGGAUACCGGCACUACGCGUCCUGUACAGCGCAAAAUCAAUCCCAAUUAUGUGGCGCCGGCUUCAACAGCUGGACAGGAUCUCACGGCUGCUUCCACAUCAGCAGCGGCAGCAGCAGCAGCAGUAGCCGCCGCCUCCACUUCUACAUCGGCAGGCACAGCUGCUCCAGCAACACCAUUGGCAACAACAACAACUGUCAACAAUAACAACAACAACAACAACAACAAUGCUAGUACUGGAAAACGUCGCCCCUCGGUGGACGCACGCAUUGCCUGCCUCAAGGAGGAACGUGGCUUGGCGGCCGAUUUCAUUAAGCACAUCUUCAAUGUACUGUACGAGGUGUACAGUUCAUCGGCCGGUCCCAAUGUGCGCUAUAAAUGCUUGAGGGCUUUGCUACGCAUGGUCUAUUAUGCGACGCCUGAGCUACUCAAACAAGUGCUCAAAUAUCAGUUGGUGUCCAGUCACAUUGCUGGUAUGUUGGGUAGCAACGAUUUGCGGAUUGUUGUUGGCGCAUUGCAGAUGGCCGAGAUACUGAUGCGUCAGCUGCCGGACAUAUUUGGCACACACUUUCGUCGGGAGGGUGUCAUCUAUCAGUUUACCCAAUUGACUGAUCCCAAUAAUCCCAUAUGCGCCAAUCCGUCACCCAAGCCACUGAGCACCACAAGCAGCAAUGCAGUUACGCCCAAUGCUGGUGGUUCGCAGAGUGCGCCCGCAUCUGCCUCCAGUCUGCAGGUGAAUCCGUUUUUCAUGGAUCAAACCAGCGCCAGUUCCUCCAGUGCCAGUGUCAGUGCCAAUAAUACGCCCAAUUCCAGCAAACAUCAGUCCUAUACGGUAAAAAGCUUUUCGCAUGCCAUGAAUGCGUUAACCGCCAGCGCCAAUGCGGUCUCUGCCUCACAGAAGCAACACCACCACCAACAGCAUCAGCAGCAAACACAGUCGUCCACAUUAGAUGGCUAUAACUACAGCAGCUCUGCGCCAGCUGGAAAUCAUUUGACAGCCGCAGCAGCAGCAUCAAGCUCGCAGCCACCAGCGUUCUAUGUCUAUACGACCAGUGCAGCGGGUGGUGCAGCUGCACCACCACCAUUACCCCAUGGGAACGAUCCGCGUCAUUAUGUGCACUUCCAACAUCCACCGCCCCCGCCAAUGAGUGCGCGGUACGAUGGACAGCAACAGCCGUCGGUGUUGCAGCAACCACAUUUGGAGGUUAUUGCGCAUGCGCCACCGCAGCAGCAUUUGCCGCAAGUCAUUUAUACCACACACACACCGACACCAGGCGUUCUGGAUGCAGCCUACCAGCAGCAGCAGCAGCAACAACAGCAGCAAUCCCAUAUGAUAGCCGUUGCCUCCACCAGCAGCGCAGCGGCGGCAGCUGCCACCUCGAGCAGCAGCAACAACAAUUCGACCUCAACGUCUACAUCGACAUCAUCGUGUUCCGCUUCGGCGUUGCAGCACAAAAUGACGGAUAUGCUGAAGCGUAAGGCACCACCGAAGCGCAAAUCACAGUCCAGCGGACGAUCAAAGUCACGUCAGGAGGAUGCGGCUGCGGCGGCUGCUGCUGCAGCUGCCGGCGCCUCAGCCUCGUCAGCAAUGCAUGAGCUACUAAGUCGCGCCACCAGUAAGUUCGCGCCCAACGGGCUACAUCAACGACUCAAUCGUAUUAAUCGCGCCGCCUUUCCGCCCACAGGUCUUGGGAGCAGCAGCAGCGGGGGUGGCGGAGGUGGACGCAAUACGCCUAGCAGCUCCUCCGGUGGCGGGGGCACCAAGUCCCGCUUUAGCGCUGGCAAUACAACAACCAAUGCCAAUAGCUCCAGCAGCUCAACCAAAUCCUCAUUUCUCGCCUCGCUCAAUCCGGCACGCUGGGGCCGUCAGGGAUCGCAUCAUCAUCAUCACCAUCAUGGCGGCAUGACCAAAGAAUCGAGCAGUACAAAUGCAACAGGUAGUGGUGGCGCCUCUGGCAGUGGCUUAGCCUACGCCAACAGCAGUGGGGCUGGCCAUCAUCAUCACCAGGCCGGCAGCGGUAGCGCAACUGGCCAUCAUCAUCAUGCCAGUGGUAUGAACGCAGCCGCUGUCGCCGCUAGCAUUAGCAAGAGCAUCUCCAAUGCUAAUCUUUUGGCAGCAGCUAAUCGGGAGCGUGCCCGCCAAUGGGUGCGUGAACAAGCCGUGGACUUUGUGAAGCGCUAUACUGAGCAGGAGGCCAAGAGGAAUGCGGCAAAUAAAAAUGCUGCAGCCACUAACUCAACAAUGACACCGGAAGCCACUCCAUUGGCUGCCGGAAGCACUAAUGUUCUUGAACGUCUCUCGGCAAUACUAUUUAAGUUGAAUGGCAGCUAUCACGACUGUCUCGAUGCAUUGCUUGAGCUAAAAACCAUAUUACUGGAGAGCGAUAUUUCGCCAUUUGAGGUGAAUCAUUCCGGUUUAAUCAAAGCUAUGCUUAACUAUAUGACCAGCGAGAAUGGAUUGGUGGAGCGUGAUGCGCGCUUACGCACCUUCAUGCAUGUAUUUGCCGGCCUGCCCCUGGAGCCGGUAAUGAAUGUCGGUCAAAUGCCAGCCAUUGAACCAUUGGCUUUUGCCGCUUUUGUGGCCAAACUGAAUGGCUGUGUGACUCAGCUGGAACAGUUCCCUGUUAAAGUGCAUGAUUUUCCCGCCGGACCAGGUGGUCGCUCCAAUCAGAGUGCGUUGCGUUUCUUCAACACUCAUCAGUUGAAGUGCAACUUGCAACGUCAUCCGGAGUGCAACAAUUUGCGUCAGUGGAAAGGUGGCACUGUCAAAAUCGAUCCACUCGCCAUGGUGCAGGCUAUCGAACGUUAUUUGGUGGUGCGCGGCUAUGGCGGCAUACGUGCCGACUCCGAUGAUGAUUCCGAGGAGGAUAUGGAUGAUAACGUCGCCGCUGUCGUUAUGACUCAAGCGGGCUUUAAGCACAAAUUACAAUUCCUUAUUGGCGAUCACGUGCUGCCAUACAAUAUGACUGUUUAUCAGGCGGUUAAACAAUUCUCACCGCUGGUCAACGAUCAAUCCGAGACUGACACAGAAUCGGAAACACUGCUGGGCAACGCCAGCGUAUGGGUACAGCAACACACUAUUUACUAUCGCCCGGUAGAGGAGGAACCGCAAUCAGGUUCACAGAAUGCCAGCUCCUCGUGUAGCAGCAACAAGCAACAGGCUAGCAACAAUUCCGCCAACGCAUCGACCUCAUCUUCGGCGGCCAGCAAUAAUGCGACAGCAUUGUCCAAUUCAUCAUCUCUGGCCUCGUCCUCCUCAUCUUCCAACUCAAAGAAAAGUCACAAAUCCAGCACGAAAUUCAUGCGCAAGAAGACCGAACUAUGGCAUGAGGGCAUAGCGCCCAAUGUGAUGUCGGCACUGAAGCCAUUCCUUAGUUCUACGCUGCCCGGCGAUGUGGUGACAGUGCAGGAUGCCUCGAUCGAUGCCCUCUGCAUGUUACGCAUUAUACACGCCCUUAAUCGGCACUGGGAGCAUUUGUAUGGCUGCGUAGUGCGUCAAAAUAUCAUUGCCCAGUCGGAGUUUGUUCAUCCAAAGAUUACAGCAAAGGCCAAUCGCCAGUUGCAGGAUCCUCUGGUUAUCAUGACUGGAAAUCUGCCACAAUGGCUACCACAAAUUGGCAUGGCCUGCCCCUUCCUGUUUCCCUUCGAUACGCGACACUUGCUGUUCUAUGCCACCAGCUUUGAUCGCGAUCGCGCUCUACAGCGUUUGUUGGACACCACACCCGAUCUCAAUUCGGCGGAGUCGUCGGAGCGUGUGGCGCCGCGUUUAGAUCGUCGAAAACGUGCGAUAUCGCGUGCUGAUGUUCUCAAGCAGGCCGAACACAUACUACAGGACUUUGGACCCUCAAAGGCGCUGCUGGAGAUACAGUACGAGAAUGAGGUUGGCACCGGCUUGGGUCCUACUCUUGAGUUCUAUGCUUUGGUCUCUGCAGAGCUGCAACGCACAGAUUUAGGUCUGUGGAAUGGAAGUGAUAGCUAUAAACAAAACUCCGUCACUAUUAUGGAUGUGGUCAAGGCCAGUGCAGCGGUGGUCCAAGUUGAUGAUGCUGUGGAUGCCACCGCAACCGCCGCUACAACCACAACCACCCCCAUCGUUACUGUGGAUCAGCAACAGCAGCAGUUGGCAAACAUUGCGAGUGCCACAUCAACCACAACAACUACCGCGCACAUAACGCGCUCCAGUAGCCGCACACAUGCGUUGCGCAGCGGUGCUGGCGCCAUUAAUAACUCGAUUAACAACCAUGCUGAGCACAGCUCGUCAAAUGCCACCAGCAGUAGCAGCAGCAGCCAUGCCAACGUGUCCGUGCAGGGCGAGAAUGCUUUAAAUAUGAUAAUUGCACAGCAAUUUAGUGAUAUGGCAACGCAAAGCGAAGCGGGUGAUAAUAACAGUGGCAGUGGUGCGCCGACAACCACCACCAUUGGAGAGCUAAUGUCGACAUCGACCAUAACAGCAUCUGCAGUUUCCUCAACUGUCAGCUAUGUGCAUACGGCACACGGUUUGUUCCCCUUGCCUCUGGGAAAAUCCUCCAAAUUGCCACAAAUGACAAAAGCCAAAACCAAAUUUAAGUUCUUGGGAAAAUUCAUGGCCAAGGCGGUGAUGGAUAGUCGCAUGUUGGACUUGCCUUUCUCGCUGCCCUUUUAUCGUUGGCUGGUCAACGAGGAACACUCGAUUGGUCUGGCCGAUUUGUCUCGUGUUGCGCCGGAGGUGCAAAAUACGUUGGUGCGUCUUCAGGAUUUGGUGCGACAACGUGAAUAUAUUCUGAGCGAUCCUAAUUUAGAUGCCAUGGAGAAGACAGAAAAGAUUGAACAUCUUGAUUUGGACGGUUGCCCUAUUGCGGACUUGGGAUUGGAUUUUGUUUUACCCGGACACGCCAAUAUUGAGUUAUGCCGCGGCGGACGCGAUACACCUGUCACUGUGCACAACCUACACCAGUAUAUCUCGCUGGUCACGUAUUGGUUCCUCAUUGAGGGCGUGCAGAAGCAAUUUGAAGCUUUGCGUGAGGGCUUUGAUUCUGUGUUUCCCAUACAACGUCUGAGAAUGUUCUAUCCGGAGGAGCUGGAAUGCGUUUUCUGCGGAUCAGGCAGUGAACAAUAUCAGCGCUGGGAGCUGAAAAUGCUGCAGGACAGCUGUCGCACGGAUCACGGCUUCCAUCAGGAAUCUCAGGCCAUACAAUACCUUUACGACAUACUUGCAUCUUAUAAUCGUGAUGAGCAGCGGGCUUUCCUGCAAUUUGUCACUGGCUCGCCGCGUCUCCCAACCGGCGGCUUUAAGGCCCUAACGCCUCCACUGACCAUUGUUCGCAAGACAUUGGAUGGCAAUCAGAAUCCAAAUGAUUAUCUACCAUCUGUGAUGACCUGUGUCAACUAUUUGAAGUUGCCUGACUAUUCAAGUCGUGAUGUGAUGCGGCAGAAGCUGAAAGUUGCUGCCAAUGAGGGCAGCAUGUCCUUCCAUCUGUCAUAAAAAGGCAGCUCAGCGACAAUAGCAACAACAACUCAAUUGGUGGCAAUAUCCCACUGUACACUUUGCUUGUUUGUUCUUUUUCUGUUCCGCAAUAGCCGAAAACCAGCCCCUAACCUUAGUUGAUAAAGUUGAAUUUGUUAUAUUUCCUCUUCUGAUUUUUAGCAUAUUUAAUGGUAGGCUGGUGGAAGAAGGCUUUCGUUAACAGAUGCAUCUCAACUCAAAUGGCCAAAUUUUUGAUUAGUUUGUAGUGAAAGUUUUGGCGCGCGAUUCAUUUAUAUUUUUUAACCAAAUUGAAAUAAUUCCCAAACAAACAAGCAAGCAAACAAGCAAAUUGAUUCAGCGACACACCCAAAAGCCACAUUUAAAUGUUACAAAUAAAUUGAUUAGUAAAUGAAAUUCCUUCAGAAAACCGGAAAACAAGUAGCAAGGUUUUUUAAAAAAAAAACAAAUGAAAUGAUAAGUUUUGUUUAUGAAUUCCUCAGACAUGACAGAAUCGAGUUGAUGCUUUAGUUUUAUACAAUUUUGUAUGUUUACUAAGAAAGGCGCUAGUUUCAAGUUAUGAUUAUAUUUGCUUAAAAUAAUAAUAAUCUCGUGCACAUUGCAAAACACUGUGCAUUAAUUAAAAUUUUUAUUAAGUUUCUUGUUAUGUUAACACAUUUUGUUUAGUUCUUGCUGAAAAACCAUAGCACUUGUAUGUUCGAACAAUUUGAACAAUUCUAUUUGUGGAACAACCAUUAGAUGUUGUUUUCAUUUAACUAUUUAAGCAUAAUUAUGCAUAAAAACGCUUAUAAAUUAACUGAGUGUGCAGGGCAGUCAGCUUUGAUGCGGCAAGAGUGUACCCUCUUGAUUCCUUGACCUCCGAACGCUGUAAAUUUAAUGCAUAAUUUCAAGAAACAAUGCCUAACAAUUGAAAAAAAGAAGAAAAAAAAAGAAAAGCAAAUUAAAAAAGAAAACACUAAGCCCAAAAACGCCCACCCUUACGAUUUAUAUACGAAACACAUGCUAUACACACAAAAUAUAAAUAUACUAUAUAAAUAUAAAAAAUUCAUUCAAAUAUUUGCAAUAAAUGUAUUGUGAGAACCUUGA
Molecule: messenger RNA, 12125 nt
Organism: Scaptodrosophila lebanonensis
Lineage: Eukaryota; Metazoa; Arthropoda; Insecta; Diptera; Drosophilidae
Product: E3 ubiquitin-protein ligase TRIP12-like
Exons: 12
Coding region: 438-11039 (3533 amino acids)
Biological process (GO): proteasome-mediated ubiquitin-dependent protein catabolic process; telomere maintenance; meiotic DNA integrity checkpoint signaling
Cellular component (GO): nuclear speck; checkpoint clamp complex; nucleolus
Molecular function (GO): ubiquitin protein ligase activity; zinc ion binding
Source: RefSeq, a predicted model, not a curated record